AACUGACAGCACUGAUUGAGUAUAAAUCCAAAAUGGCUCUCAGGAAUUUGUGGUUUUCUUGUCACUGAAUUUGAAUAAACAUUUAAAAACCAAAUGAAUUAACCGAAUUGUGCAAUAAAACUAACAGAUUCAAUAUAACCGUACUAGGGCAGUUGCUCGUUAACACUUAAACGCGAAAGUAAAAGGUGCUCCACAGUGAUUUUUGACCAGAACUUUAAGUGAAAAACAAAACACGACUGACGUUCUACACACGCAUCAUUGACUACAUCAUCACCUGCAUAUGCUGCAAUCAUGUGAAGCGACUAUGCCGAUGUACAUUCCAACCCCACUGUCAAAUUAAUGGUUUUGAAGAAAGAUCGUCCACCCGUUGGAGUGGAAAAUUCAAGCAAAAUGUCCAAUGAACAGCCAGUUACCAAACGGCAACGCAUCGAAAGUCUGGGCAAUGAACAACCGGAACCCGAAUCCAGUGCUUCCAGUGCGCACAUCGCUUCCGCAUCGUCUGCAUCGUCGCUAGCAAUACCGGGCCCAUCAAAUGCAUCGCUUCCAGCCGAUGAAAUUGAUAAUGCAUCCGUUGUGAUACUGAACAACCAUCAUGGCAUUCCCAUUGAGUAUUCGUUAAUGUCGCCAAUCAGUGAUAACGGAUGCGAUUUACAAUCACUGCAAACGUACUUGGCCAAGCAAUGUUUAUGCGGGGUGACUGAUCAAACGCUGAAAAAUCUCUUCCAAAGUCAAUACAAUCAUUCCAAUGGGAUAACACGGGUGGCAACGCUGAGUGAAUGGUCAACGAACAAGCUGCUCGAAUUCCUGUCCAACAUUCAGUUACUGUUCGAUGUGUACUUGAAACAGAACUCAACCGGCAGUAUAUGCGGCCGGAUCAAGGAUGUGUGCGAUGCUCUCAUUUUAAAUGAACGGAAUUUGAUCAGUGACAUUAUCGAUUUGAGCGGCUACAACGAUAAAUAUGUGCAAUUCUUGUCGCGAAAGUUAAUGGCUAGUUUUCUGGUGAUUGCAAAGGACAGUGAAAUGUUGCAAUAUUAUUUGAAGAAACUGGUGGACAAUCUGUUCAGCCUGAAUCAAUUAAAUGAACUCGAAGUGCAAAAGAUCAGCUUCACACUAGACAUUUUCAAGCGAAUCGUCGAAUGGAAAGACAUUGAAUUGCAUCCACUCGGUGACGACUUCGACGAAAGUGAUUUGUUGCCAAUUGAACCACCGAUCGAAACCAAUUACUUCCACUACAGCAUCAAUCAAGGGAGCAGUCUGUCUUCAGCCAGUACCAGUGAUUCGAGUAGAAUGCUUUCGAGAAGACACGACACUCAUGCGAACGAUGCGAAUCGGGACUGUCAACUGGAACAUUUGACCGAUUCGGAAAGUUUCGACACGACAAAUUUGAAAUGUGAAACGGUGAAAAUAUUGGAGAAUAAGUGGCGCGCGUUGCUGGAGACAAUGAAAAAGUUGAUACCGCGAAGUAGUCAUGGGUAUGGAGAGUGUUCGAUAUUGACGUUUCUGUCGCUGUGGGAGAGUAUAAUCAGUGUGCAGGCGAAUCUAUCGGUGAUCGACACACAUCCGUUUCACGCUCAACUGGACCAGUUCGAGAAAUUGCUGAGCAGCAAUCUUUCCACGACCGUGUACAAGCAAAUGUUGUCUCUGUUCAAUGAGGCGUUGUGCUACGGCAGCACUCUGGCUCUACAAGACUCGAUACCGGACGAAACGUGCGGAUUAGCCCAUGCUAUAAUCAAUCGGGUCAAAUACAACGGCCUGUUGAAUUCAUUACCCCAGCGACAACAGCCCACUGACGGUUCGGUCAGCCUAAUUGGUUACACUGGCCGAUCCGUCGAUUAUAUGCACGACUCGUUUCACCAUUGUCCACGGGAAUACCAAUCGACUGACGCUCAUCCAAAUAUCGACCGUACUCUGCUGCAAAAAAUGGUUCUGUUGGUGCUAAAAUCGGUAGCGGUCAGUGUACGCGCCAUCCGAUCCGAUUCGUCGGACAGUUCGAUUGGCAGUACGGAUGCUCAGGCGCUGGCCGAUAUGCGUGUCAUUGAACAGAAUAUGCGAGAUGUGCUGCGGAAGUUGGAAACAUUUUUGAAAAAUAAAAUGCAUUUCCUGCCAGCCACACAUUUCAGUAAAAUUCUGAUCGAUCUGUUCGGCGAUCAAGAUGACUAUCUGAUCGAAUCGAUGGUGUGUACGUUAGACGUAGUGAUUGGAUUUUCCUACUGGAAAAACGAAUUCCUCGAAUUAGUCGCAAUGAUGAAUCCGGUGUACAUCUUCUUAGAAUUUUUAGUUAUGAUAAGGCACGGCUCCGACUUACUCCUAGAUCUACUGGUUAGCAAUGAAACGUGCUUCUUGCUGUAUUUAUUAAGGUUUCUCAAAUACAUUCGCGUCAAUUGGACUAUGUUCGCGACCAGUUGUCAUAUGUUCAAAAAUGACGCCACCGAAUUGGACGGUACCAUGAAAGUAUUAACUCGUCUCAGGUUCAAAAUUAACAAAAUGGUAUUGGACAAACAGUAUCCGUACGAUAUACAGCCAAUUUUACGAUUACUCGAAAGUUGCGAGAGCAUACACGAGGGAAAUGAAUUAUAGUUUGAAAUUUGCAACGCACACCGGCCCAAACGGAACCGUAGGUUGCAUAAGAACCCGAAUAGUUGCAGAUCUGGGAUGUGUACUUGAGGGAGUUUUUUUUAAUUUAUUAUGAGAAAGAGGAAGGAAAAUUGUGGCAAAUAAUCUGCGACAGAAUGUCACACCAAAUAAAUUCAAUGAAAUGUGGAUGGAAGUGCCUUAUCGAUUGCCUUUAAUUUACACAAUUUAUUACACUGAAACCAGUUUUAAGACAUUACAACUGUUUUUAGCAUAAACAAUUCUCAAUCCAUCGGUAAGUAGUGUGUAGAAUUUGGAUUUUAAAUAUUUAGUUUCAUUUUGUAUACAAUUAAUUUAAUGAAAAAGGAAAUGAAGAUGAACAAGACAGAACGGAAGAAACGAUUUAUGUGUGUAAAAAGAAUCAUGUAGCAUCAAUUUUUAAUGAUCUUUACGGUAGAUGUAAACCUUAUUUAAUUUUACAUUUUAAUUAAACUGUAACGGACUUCGAGAGGAAUGUAAGUUUUACUGAAAAAUUUAUAUAAUUUUAUACACAAUAAAAAACGAACAAACAAACACAACGAA
Molecule: messenger RNA, 3153 nt
Organism: Bradysia coprophila
Lineage: Eukaryota; Metazoa; Arthropoda; Insecta; Diptera; Sciaridae
Gene: lin
Product: protein lines homolog
Source: RefSeq, a predicted model, not a curated record